GCCCGCGGGGGAAGGGGCAUGAGGGGCGUUCGCCCGCCCACCGCCCAGGAUUUCCAGUGAGGCCGAGGCCAGGCGGCCCCUUGCCCAGCCCCUCACUCCGCGGGCGAGCUGCAGCGCCGGACCCCUGCCUCCAGCUGCUCGGGCCGCCCGCCCGCCGGCGCCGCAGAGAGAGGGCGGGGAGGGAAGCAGCGCGGGACCUACAAGCGAGCUGGCUCGGCCCCCAAGCGCCGGGGCUGCUCCCCGGCCUGAGCCCGGCGCGCCGCGGGUGCAAGCUGGCCGCGCGCUGCCAGGAGCCAUGCGGAGCCGGGAGAGGCUGCGAGGGGGGCUCGCCUCAGGAGGGGCUCCCGUGUGGGCUGCGCUGCUCCUUCUCCUGGGCCGCUGCCUGAGGGCUGCCCACGCCUACAACCUAGACACGCAGCGCCCCGUGGUCUUCAAGGGGCUCCGUGGGACGUUAUUUGGCUAUUCGGUUGUGCUGCACGGUCACGGCACGAGCAGAUGGUUGGUUGUGGGUUCCCCUAAAGCCAACUGGUUGGCAAAUAGCUCUGUGGUCAAUCCAGGUGCAAUUUUCAGAUGCAGGAUCGGGAGCAACCCCAGUGGGACUUGUGAACAGCUCCAGAUGGGCAAUCCGGCAGGAGACUAUUGUGGAAAGACCUGUUUUGAAGAGAGAGAUAAUCAAUGGCUGGGUGUCAGCUUGUCCAGGCAGCCAAGGGAAAAUGGAACCAUUGUUGCAUGUGGACACAGGUGGAAAAAUAUAUAUUACAUAAAAAAUGAACACAAACUCCCUAAUGGCGUUUGUUAUGAAAUCCCUCCUGAUUUUCGAACACAACUAAGUAAAAGAAUAAGUCCUUGCUAUAAAGAUCAUGUGAGGAAGUUUGGAGAAAACCAUGGGUCAUGUCAGGCUGGGAUGUCUAGUUUUUACUUUAAGGAUUUAAUUAUAAUGGGAGCCCCAGGAUCAUAUUAUUGGACUGGUUCUGUCUUUGUGUACAAUACCACUGCGAAUACCUUCCAAGCUUAUACAGAUUCGAGGAACCAAGUAAAAUUUGGAAGUUACUUAGGAUAUGCUGUUGGAGCUGGCCACUUUCUGACACCAGCUAGUACAGAAGUAAUUGGAGGAGCUCCCCAACAGGAGCAGACUGGUAAAGCAUACAUUUUUAGCAUUGGGACAAGGGCAUUAACUAUUCUGUCUGAACUAAAGGGUAAAAAGCUUGGUUCUUAUUUUGGAGCUGCUGUUUGUGCAGUGGAUCUGAAUACUGAUGGCCUCUCAGACUUACUGGUUGGAGCUCCAAUGCAAAGUAAAGUCCGAGAAGAAGGAAGGGUUUAUGUUUACAUCAACUCAGGUUCUGGAGCAAAGAUGCUAGAAUUGGAGAUAGAACUAGCUGGGAGUGACUCUUAUGCAGCAAGGUUUGGCGAAUCCAUAGCUAAUCUAGGAGACAUUGAUAAUGAUGGUUUUGAAGAUGUUGCCAUAGGGGCUCCCCAGGAAAAUAAUCUAGAAGGAGCAAUUUAUAUAUAUAAUGGCAGGAAGGAUGGGAUAUCUUCAUCCUUCUCGCAGAGAAUACAAGGACACAGAAUCAGCAACACUUUAAGCAUGUUUGGACAGUCCAUAUCAAGUGGCAUCGAUGCAGAUAACAAUGGUUAUCCAGAUGUAGCAGUUGGUGCAUUUCUCGACGAUUCUGCCGUGCUGCUGAGAACAAGGCCAGUGGUGAUUGUUGAAGCUUUUUUAAAACACCCUAAUGCUGUAAAUCGAACUAAUUUGGAAUGUGUGGAAAAUGGCCAACCUGCUGUGUGUGUGAAUUUAAUGCUUUGCUUUACCUAUGAAGGACGAGACGUCUCUGGUUAUGUUGUACUGCUUUAUGACCUAAGUGUAGAUGUAAGCAGAAAAACAAACACUCCUGCAAGAUUUUACUUUUCUUCUAAUGGAACAUCAGAUAUGGUCUCAGGAAGUAUGGAGAUUUACAAUAGCAAUGUUACCUGCAAAAGUCAUCUGGCAUUUUUGAAGAAAGAUGUAAGGGAUAUCCUGACUCCUAUACACAUUGAAGCAACUUAUCGUCUUGGGCAUCAUAUUCUAAGGAAAAGAAGUGUGGAGGAAUUCCCACCACUUGAACCAGUUCUUCAGCAGAGGAAAGAAAAAGACAUUAUAAAAAACAAGAUGGUUUUUGCAAGAUUUUGUUCCCGAGAAAACUGUUCUGCUGACUUGAAUGUUUCUGGAAAACUUGCAUUUCCAAAACCUCAUGAAAAGAAAACAUAUCUUUCAGUUGGAAGUAUGAAGACUUUACUCUUGAAUAUAUCUCUGAGCAAUGCUGGAGAUGAUGCAUAUGAAACUGCCCUCCAGAUCCAACUCCCUAAAGGUCUUUAUUUUGUCAGAGUUCUAGAACUGGAAGAAAAACAGAUACAUUGUGAAAUAUCAGAUAAGGAAGCUCAUGCAGUGAGACUUGACUGCAGUGUUGGGUAUUUAUAUGUAGAUCAUCUGUCAAAGAUGGAUUUUAGUUUUCUCUUGGAUGCAAGCUCACUUACCAGGGCAGAAGAUGACCUCACCAUCACAGUUAAUGCUACCUGUAAAAAUGAAGAGGAUAAUGACCUGCUGUUGGAUAACUCCAUAGCUUUAGUCAUACCUCUGAAACAUGAGGUUGAGCUAAAUGUCCAUGGAUCUGUAUCACCAGCUUCGUUUGUUUAUGGACCCAGUGAGGAAAAUUCACCAAUUAAUUGCAUGAAGGAGAAGAUCAACUUCACUUUCCAUGUUAUCAGUGCUGGACCAAGCAUGGCUCCUGCUAUAGAUUUGGAGAUAAUGGUUCCUAAUUCUUUUGCACCAAGAGAUGAAAAGCUGUUUAACAUUCUGGAUAUCCAGACAGCUGAUGGAGAAUGUUUUUAUAAUAAUUAUACAAGAGACUGUACUUUACCAGAAAAAAAUGGACACAUAUUAGAGGAUCUUGUCAUUUUCUUUUCAAAGCCUGCCAAGAGGCGACUGUACUGCAUGAAAGAAGAUAAUUUGUGUUUACGAAUACUGUGUAAAUUUGGAAACAUGGAAAAUGGAAAAGAAGCAAUUGUCCGAAUGCAACUGGAAGCUACUCCUUCAGUUUUAGAAAUGGAUGAGGCAUCAUCGCUUAAGUUUGAAAUAAGUGCUACAGCAUCACCAGAAAAAAAUCCAAAAGUCAUUGAACUACACAAGGAAAGGCAAAUUGCACAUGUCUUUCUGGAAGGACUACAUAACCAAAAGCCAAAACAUCAUGUUACCAUGCUGAUUAUUGGGAUAGGUUCAGUACUUGGCAUUUUCUUGUUUUUGCUGAUAGUGCUGUUAUUAUGGAAGAGCGGCUUCUUUAAAAGACGUUAUCAACCUAUCCCUCGAGAGCAGCCCAAAGAGGAAGUUGGAACUUAGUCCUCCUUAGUGCUGUUUACAAAGAUGACAAUUAAAGACUUCUUUCAAAUGAUGAAUUUCAGGCUCAGAGCAACUUACAUGAUGAAUACUGAUGAGAGAAAACUGAUGAUGAGUCUGUCUGUUGUUUAGUCUUCAUGUUAGAAUAUACAUUUGAUUUUGCUGAUCCAUGGAGGAUUACACCUAACUGUAGCAUCAUCUUACUAAAAUACAAAUGACAGUCGGAUCUUCAAAUAAAGAAACUGUAAUAGUAAUAUCGGAAAUACCAGAAGUAUCCAUCUCUUCAAAUGCAUAUAAGAACACUAAGCAGAUAAAAUGAAGAAUUACUUACCCGAAGAAGAGUUCUUGGAAGGUAGUACAGUAUUAUCAACCAUUUUGGGGUAAUGAGAUCUCAGUGGUUGGCCGUGGGGUAACUCAUAACUCAAUUAGCUUUCAACUUUAAUUUCAUUUUUAACUAGAGAUUUGGAUAAGAUCCUCAUCCCACUAUGGCAUGCAUUGUAGAAGACAGCCACAAGGUCUUCUGAACACUCCUGCAGGCUCUGGACUAGGGCACAUAACUACAGCACUAUAGAGGUCUUGGGUAGUCUUGUAGUCCAUAGGACAGCCUGGGAGGCUGCUGUACUAUAGACGGACCUCCAGGGACUGUCUAAAUUAUGCCAGGGGCUUCUCCAGUUUCAGGGCAGUCCAGGACUGGGAGGAUGCAAAGGUGGCUUUAAAACCACAUUAGCUUCCCUUUCCCUGGGCUGGGAGUUCUGUGCUGAGCCUCUAAAAGGGGCAGCAUAAAAUCUUACCAUUAAUUGAUGUGUGUGGAAAGGUUUUUUGUGCUGAUCAGCAUUGAAAACUCAAUGUCCUGUCAAGGAUGCAUCACAUUGAGGGUUACUUUGAGAAGAGAGUCAAACAUUUGAAGCCAUCAGUAUCAAUGAUCCUUAACAUAGUACUAGCUGAUAAGGCCAGGAGCACACAGUUAAUUCUGUUUCUCUCUUUUUCUCCUCAAACACCAAGAGCAUGAGGUUUUGGAGCGAAAGACAUUCAUGUGUUUUCCUGAACAAUUAUUAUUUGCAAAUGUUUCAAUAAUGCUCAGCAUUGUAGUAUUUAAGGACAUUUCCAGUAGCAGACAGAAGAGGCUCUGAUGAAAAUUUAAAAAAAACCUUAACUCCAUAGGGCUAAUGCCAUCUUUAGAUGUGCAACCCCAGCCCAAAAGUUGCUGACCUCUGAAACCUGUAUAAUGAAAUAGUUUGGAUAUCUAAGUUCAGUCCUUAGUGGAUAUUUUUUCAGCUUAAUGCCACCAUCGCAAUUGGCACUCAAGAGUGGCAGUAGAAAGGAAAAAACUGAAUUGCUCCUACAGGUGAUCCCUUCAGAUUCUUAGAGAGAUACUAGCAAUGCCACCUACUUUAAGUACACUGAUACCUGUUCUAGGGGGGAAAGGAUUUCAUUCUCUGGGCUAUGCACCAUCUCAUCCAAGUGCUAAAUUCAUCUUAAACUUACUCUCCCCUAGUAAUGCCAACACAUGCUAUUUCCUAUGGCUCUUCUUUGUCCUUUCUCUACUGUCUUUCUGGACUGCUAGUAGAAAACUUAGUUCCAGCAUCUUUUUUUUUAUGUAAUAAAUGUGGACAUCACACAAAAUGAUUAUGCAACAUCACUUGGUAAUAAAGGUCCAGAGUUAAUAGCAACAAAGAUUGCCUUCAACAAAUUAUUUUGCUAAUAGAGUUAUAUACAUUUUUCAAAAGUGGCUUUUUGAACUAGGCUAAAGAAUCAAAAGGUAACAGAGCAUGAUUUUCCACAGAGGGCCAAGCACCUGUAGUUUUCAUUUACUUCAGUUGGUGUCAUGGGUGCUUCCAUACUUCUGAAAAACAGAUCUUAUCUCAAGGAAUUGGCUUUCUGUUCUAAAAUAUUCUGCAUUAUAUUAAGAACAAAUGUGUACAUACAGAAAGAAUAAAAUGUGCUAUGAGUGAAAUAUUUCAUCCUUAAAAACUAAACUAUUUGCAAAAUGUAUAUUCUAAAAAGGACUUUUAAAGAGUAUAGAACCAAAUGAAUUAUUGCACUUUAAUCAAAACAUAUUUGAACAGGUAUUCUAAUAAGUGUGUUGUGAGAGCUGUACCUCAAAUACCGAAAGCAGCAUUAAAAUUGCUUUAAUACAAACAAUGCAAGGAAAUUAGAUUACAAAGGAUUUUUUUGGAAUUGCUUUAGUAAGUAACUAAAUGCACAAGUGUUACUUGGAAAUUGCACAUUGCUAUUCAAACUAUGCUAUUAGUAUGUAAACAUUGAUCAGGUAUUUCUCUGAGAUAGUCAAGCAAAAUUCAAUUAACUUAAUAAACAAACAUUGAGGUUUAAUCUAAAUAAGUAAAUGUGAAUGUAAGAUUUCCUGAUGGCAGCAUGUUUAUUAAUAAAUGAUUGUUCAACUGAAUUUUAUAAUAAAAACAACUGUACACUA
Messenger RNA from Mauremys mutica (yellowpond turtle), 5798 nucleotides. It is a transcript of the gene ITGA4, whose product is annotated as integrin subunit alpha 4. Gene Ontology annotation, cellular component: external side of plasma membrane; integrin complex. The record is from RefSeq and is a predicted model, not a curated record. Lineage: Eukaryota; Metazoa; Chordata; Testudines; Geoemydidae. The coding region runs from base 296 to 3370 and encodes 1024 amino acids. Gene Ontology annotation, biological process: integrin-mediated signaling pathway; cell-cell adhesion; cell adhesion mediated by integrin. Gene Ontology annotation, molecular function: integrin binding. The transcript is spliced from 28 exons.